UGCUGUCUCACAUUGCGGAAAACGGGCUGAGUAAUCAGUGUUCCUCAAACAGUGAGUAGGGGGGUGGCAAGUGACAGCAUUGGGCGGGAUGAAUCCUUUGACCCCUCGUGUUUGCGCACGCACGGCUGUGUGCGCCUUGUGCCGAUGACCACGGUCAGAUAAAUGGCCCGGCCAAAACACACCUCACUCACUCACUUCUGUCACAGCGACAUGGCGCCUGCACACACAUACACCACUGUGGCCUUCCUUCUCCUGUUCUCCGCCUCGUCUGCCCAACGAGGCGAUUAUUCGGAGACCUGCACCUUUGCGGAUGGCUUUGGUACCUACUGCCCAACCACAUGUGGAGUUGCCAAUUACCUGAACAGGUACAAGCCCAGUGUUGACAAAGACCUUGCUGAAAUAGAGAAUUUGUUGGAGAACAUAGCCAACCAAACAAAGGGAGCGCAAGACAGAGUGGUCUACAUGAGAGAUUCCACUGCACAUGCCCAGAAGUCCAGUUCUCCAGACUUAUACAUCAAGAAGUCAUCAAACAUGUUGGACGAUAUACUGAGAUUUGAAAAAAGCAUCAUAAGCCAAGAAUCGCAAAUAUAUUCAUUGCAAGAAACCAUCGACUCCAACGAAAAACGGAUGCUGCAGCUGAAGCAGAUGAUCCUCCAGCUGGAGCAGAAGUGUAAACUGCCUUGUGAGGACACUGUGAAGAUCGAACCCAUUACAGGCAAAGAUUGUCAAGAUGUUGCCAAUAGAGGAGCCAGGACCAGCGGCCUGUACUACAUAAAACCCCUGAAAGACAAGGAGCAGUUCUUGGUCUACUGUGAGAUAGACAACUAUGGACGCGGUUGGACCGUGCUUCAGAGGAGACGUGAUGGCAGCGUUGACUUCUCCAGACCCUGGAUCCCAUACAAAGAGGGAUUCGGAUACCUGUCGCCCGACGACACAACCGAAUUCUGGCUGGGCAACGAGAAGAUGCACCUGCUUACGAAGCAACCCCCUGUUGCAUAUGUGCUGAGGGUAGAGCUCAAAGACUGGGAUGGAAACAAAAGGUACGCGGACUAUCACACUUUCAGAGUGGCACCAGAGACCGACCAGUAUAGGCUGACCUAUGCUUUUUAUCAGGGGGGUGACGCUGGAGACGCAUUCGAUGGGGUCGAUUUUAAAGGCGACUCGAGUGACAAAUUCUCUACGUCUCACAAUGGAAUGCAGUUCAGUACCAGUGACCGAGACAAUGACAAAUACGAGCAAAACUGCGCCCUGCAGGAUGGCUCUGGCUGGUGGAUGAAUCGUUGCCAUGCUGCUCAUCUCAACGGGAAAUACUACAGAGGAGGAAAAUACUCAGAGAAAGAUGUUGGCGGCACGGGGUUCGACAAUGGCAUAAUUUGGGCAACAUGGCACGACCGUUGGUACUCCUUGAAGGAAACCACCAUGAAGAUCAUCCCGAUCAACAAGUUAACAGCAGGUGGAGAACAGAGUGGAUCGAAGGUCAUCAGUAACCCGUGAGACAUAUAAUGGACAUAUACCAAGUAGCUGCAGUAUUGUGACUAUGUUUGUGCUGUUCUGCUCCAACAAAAUAAGCACUGGUUAUAGAUUUGGCUUGACUGGUUACAGGCUGUUUGUCCAUUUGACCAAUAAAUGUUAUCUACUCUGUGCAAAAAAA
Molecule: messenger RNA, 1651 nt
Organism: Scleropages formosus (Asian bonytongue)
Lineage: Eukaryota; Metazoa; Chordata; Actinopteri; Osteoglossiformes; Osteoglossidae
Gene: fgg
Product: fibrinogen gamma chain
Exons: 9
Coding region: 163-1494 (443 amino acids)
Biological process (GO): platelet activation; protein polymerization; positive regulation of heterotypic cell-cell adhesion
Cellular component (GO): fibrinogen complex
Molecular function (GO): extracellular matrix structural constituent; protein-macromolecule adaptor activity; signaling receptor binding
Source: RefSeq, a predicted model, not a curated record